GUGGUCCCUGCGUCUUCACUGUAAGCAGCCCUCCCACUCUCUCUUCGUUGUGUUCGCAGUUAACGAAAUUUAUCACGUCUUAUGCUCGAACUUCGUGAUCUCUGCAGCCUCAGAUUACCCUCUUGACUCACAGAACUCAUUCAACAAAGACAGCCCUAACUUGACGCGGUAAAAAAACAAAAAGAGUUCGUUCCGUCCAGGGAAUUUAUUCUACAAUGACCGAGCCGUCGAGGGACUUGGAAGCCGGUGAGGGCAAUGAAGCAGACAUUGAGGAUGUGGAGGACACAGAAGACACCCGGAAAGCCAAGUUGACGGCAGACCUGAUGAAAGACCCCAAGGUGCUGGCGGCCCUUCAGUCCAAGCUGGGGAUCAUGGUGGGGGCCAGCUCGGGCUACAUCGAAAACCUCCCUGCCUGCGUGAAGCGUCGCAUCAAGGCCCUGAAAAAGCUGCACGUGGAGUGCUCUAAGGUGGAGGCGAAGUUCCAUGCCGAGGUGUACGCCCUCGAGUGCAAGUAUGCCAAGCUCUACCAGCCCUUCUACGACAAGAGGCACCAAAUCACGGUGGGCAAGGUGGAACCGACAGACGAGGAGUGCGAUUUCACCACAGACUCGGACAAAGAAGAGGACGAGAUUUCGGAGGGGAUCAAGAAGGCGGCCAUCAACGAGAAGGGGGACGAAAAGAAAGACGAGAACGUGGCCGGCAUCCCAGAGUUCUGGUUGACUGCACUGAAGAACCUCGACCUGAUGGUGGACAUGAUCCAGGAACACGACGAGGAAAUCCUGAAACACCUGAUCGACAUCAAGGUCCGGAACUUGGAACCCAACUCUAUGGGCUUCGUGCUGGAGUUCCACUUUGAACCCAAUGACUUCUUCAACAACACGGUGCUCACCAAGUCCUAUGAGGUGAAGUGCGAAGUGGACGACGCAGAACCCCUGGCCUUUGAGGGACCGGACAUUGUCGGUUGCAAAGGGUGCGUGAUCGAGUGGAAGAAAGGCAAGAAUGUGACAGUGAAGACGAUGAAGAAGAAGCAGAAGCACAAGAGCCGGGGCACAGUGCGCUUUGUGACAAAGACGAUGCAGCGGGACUCGUUCUUCAACUUCUUCAGCCCCCCCGAGCAGCAGGGGGACACGCUGGACGAGGAGGCCCAAGCCCUGCUGGCGGCAGACUUCGAGAUCGGCCACGUGCUCAAGGAGCGGGUCGUGCCCCGGGCUGUCCUCUACUUCACGGGGGAGGCCAUCCAGGAGGACGACUAUGAUGAAGACGAGGAGGACGAAGAGGACGAGGAAGAGGAUGAUGACGAACACAAUGAGGACUUCGACGAAGACGAUGAUGCCGAUCCAGACUUCGUGCCCAAGAGCACCAAGAAAGGGGAACCACCAGCGGAGUGCAAGCAACAGUAAUCUAGUGAAAAGAAACGGAAAGCAAUCUUUUUAAAGGACAUUUGUAAUCUUUUCCUCCUCUCUGUAUGCCAGCUGAGGUCUUGCAAAAACUAAUUGACAGGUUUCCUUUCAAUUUCGCGCUUGCCCUUCUACAUGUUGCACGUCUACCGGAACCAAAUUGGAAAUAAACUUUGUUUACAAAUGCUGCA
This is a messenger RNA of Ixodes scapularis (black-legged tick), 1588 nucleotides long. Its product is annotated as nucleosome assembly protein 1-like 1-B. Gene Ontology annotation, biological process: nucleosome assembly. Gene Ontology annotation, molecular function: chromatin binding; histone binding. The transcript is spliced from 13 exons. NCBI's taxonomy places the organism in Eukaryota, Metazoa, Arthropoda, Arachnida, Ixodida, Ixodidae. The record is from RefSeq and is a predicted model, not a curated record. Gene Ontology annotation, cellular component: chromatin; nucleus. The coding region runs from base 216 to 1400 and encodes 394 amino acids.